AUGGAUAUCAGCCCAUUCUUAUAUGACAACUUACCUUAACCUUAAGAGAACAAUUAUUUGAUACAAGAAGAAUGCCAUCAAUACCUUUCUAAAUUGAAUUUCAAUAAGACUUUAUUUAGAAUGCAGAGUCCUGAACCUUCUAUUCAGGAUGAUUGCUUCGAGAAUGAAAAUGAAAAAUCUUAUGAUGUCGAUUUUGCUGAUUUCAACCAUCUCAAUCACCAAAGAAAUCUUACUUCUGAUGAUGAGGAAGAAAUCUAAUGUUCUAAGAAGAAUCAAAAGGCCAGAAAGUUAAGGAAAAAGAGCAAAAACCGAGAGGGACCCCUUUCGGAGAAAGAAUUUAUAGAAAUAAUGAAAAAACUGGACUAGUGCCAUUAAAUUAUGAGUAUGAUUGACAACAUGUCGAAAAUUGUAAAUACAUUUAAGCUGUAGUUACAGAAACAAAGUAGUUUAAAUCUUAAGUGA
Paramecium tetraurelia is the source of this 462-nucleotide messenger RNA. RefSeq lists its product as uncharacterized. NCBI's taxonomy places the organism in Eukaryota, Ciliophora, Oligohymenophorea, Peniculida, Parameciidae. The record is from RefSeq and is a predicted model, not a curated record. The transcript has a single exon.